GAGGCCCCAGUAUUCUGCCAACAAAGUUAUAGUUUGGGUAGUCUUUCACAGGCACAAAGAGCUUCUCGUGCAGGUGAAAGAUGGGGCCCGGGCCUUGGGUAACUGCAGAGGUUGUUUGUUUACAAGGCUGUUCACUGGGUCGUUGAACAUGUUUUCCUGCAAUCUGUUGAUCUCUUCGUCCAGAAGCUUCUUGGUGUGUCAAGAUGCAAAACAGAUAACUGCUCAUCUUCUUUUCGUGUAACAAUUGUGUCAAAUAGUCAGGACUUCUCUGUCUCGCCUUCCCUUCUGUCUCCCGACUGGCAUCUUUGUGCCAUCAAGAGUGAAAUGUUUUUUAUAAACAGAAAAAAACUUGGAAAACUAUUGAUUUGUAUCCCCCUACAUUUUGAUUGCUGUAGUCAGAAUUUGGUUUAAUUUGUUGUUUGAAAAAAAAAAAAAGACUACCUCUAUAGAUACCAUUGAAUACAAUGUUAUGAAGACUGUCUCACAUUGAUAUCACCAAAAGAGCAUUAUUCUUCUGUGAGAAUUUGAGCCAGUGUCAAAGAUGUAAAGCCAUGGCCAGUGUGAGCUUGUGGACUGUCACAGGGGCACUGUGAAGGUCAGACGGUAAUAUCAAUAUGAAGCUAGUUUACAUUAGGUUUAAACUUUAAAUGCAUGUGUUUGAUCACUAAAUCACAUUUUGAAUCUCUUGAGUAUUCAUUGAAUAAAUUGCCUGUGUUAUCAAAAUCAUUCACAGCUCUGCCUCUGAUGACAAGCAGAAACAUACCACAGCUCAGGUAAAUCCAGAACAAAAUAAAUCCACACACUGGUAUGCUUUUUUUUUAUUUGCACAGACACCGUUUCCAUUCUAAUUGUCUGGGUUUUUGUGAACUUGUCACCCACAUUUUGUUCAGUUUCUAAUUCAUCUCACCUUCCUGAAACAUUUUCAAGUGAAAAAUUGUUCAUGAUGGUUUUAAUAUCAGUCUGACUGAGGUCAUCUAUAUGCUCCCUCUGCAGGGUAUGGCGGGGGAGAUGGAGCAUUCGGGGAAGAACAAUGACCUCAGGGAGGAGGACAUGCCGGCGCAGGGGGGAGUGGAGAAUCAGAUCAACGAACAGCACCUUCGCUGCAUCGAAAGCAUGUUCAGAGAGGCUGACACGGAUGGAGGAGGGGGGUUGGAUAUGGAUCAGUUUCGGGAUGUGGACAUUAUCUUUAUGAAGGUGGACACCAACUGUGAUGGCAGUGUGGACUGGGUGAGAGAGGAAAACAAGACAAUGAAUGGGAGUGCUGUUUUGUCAUCAGUUGACCAACUCCUCUGGAUGAAUAUGCUUCUAGAGUACAGGCCACUCUACUUUCCCAAACCACUCAAGAUUGUGCCUGUUGCACACUGUGAGGUCAUUGUCCGGCUGCAGUUCUACCCAUUCCAGCCCCAAGCCGGGAAGAAGAAGACAGACUCUGGGGAGCAUGGCCGGAACUCAGGGGGUUCUAAGGGCCGCGCCCACAAUGGACGCUACCUGUCAAUCAGCCGAAAUGGUGUACUCAACUACUGGAACGAGAGGUUCUCGCUGCUGUGCACUGUCAAUAUAAGUCAGAUGCAGCACACAGUGGGCCAGCCCGUCAGGGUGACAGACAUGGUCUGCCUGAGCAACAUCAACCUGCUCUCGAUCUCCUCCACAGGACGAGACGUGGGUGUAUCUGUGGGAAUAUCUGUGCAAAUACGUAUAUGCAUGAAAGCAUAUUGAUAUGCAGUAAUAUUAUGUUGUACAAUGUAAUACCUACUGAGUUAUAGCUACUGUAUGUUGUGCAGUGUGUGUUUGUACAGUGUGUUUGUGUAUGUUUUUCUGUCACCAGAAUACUAUGACAUCAGUGCUAGGCUGGACAAUAGAACAAGUAAAAAUUCACCCAAGGCUGAAAAACGGCCAAAGAACAUUGGCUGAGCUGGAACACUAGUUCGAGGCCAUAGCAAAUGAAUUGAACAAACCUUUGCGGAGCCGCUUCGGACUAGAGUGAUGCUUAGAACCUUUUUAUUUUACCAUUACAAUCUGUUCUUAAGAUGAAACAGAAAAACAACAACUUGUGUAGAAAGUAAAUAGCAAUAGUGUCAAGUGUGCUUAUGUCUACAUAAUGAGGAAGUAGGAAAACAAAUGGAACUUCUGACUAUUUCUGGUCUAGCAAUCGAUGACAGCAGAGUACGCUGCCCAACCUUAUGUCAUGAGAAAGAGGAGAUUAUCCUGAUUAAAAUGGUGUCCGACUUGAAUAAAUCUAAAUAUAUACAUUGUGAGAUAUUUGGUGAAAUAGACAGACAUGUCCAUGUAGAAUUUUCCCAUAGGGAAACAAUUGGGCAGCCUCAGAGCUCCACCUGUUUUGCAAAAUAAAUAAAUAAACGUUUUUUUGACCUUG
Molecule: messenger RNA, 2374 nt
Organism: Coregonus clupeaformis (lake whitefish)
Lineage: Eukaryota; Metazoa; Chordata; Actinopteri; Salmoniformes; Salmonidae
Exons: 5
Coding region: 979-1716 (245 amino acids)
Molecular function (GO): calcium ion binding
Source: RefSeq, a predicted model, not a curated record